AUGUCGCGGUAUGUUGUUAGCGUAUUUACAGUGUUCUGUGUGGCCUUCGGAUAUGUCGGGGCCGAGUGUGACGUGCUCGCUAGCACUGAAAGUGGUCGAAUAUGCGGAGUCAAGCGUUGGGCGGAGACCGGAACCAUUUACGACCAAACCAAGACAGUUUAUGCUAGCUUCAGAGGAAUACCGUAUGCGAAACAGCCGCUUGGAGAAUUAAGAUUUAAAGAGCUCCAACCGGCUGAAACCUGGGAUGAUGUAUUCGACGCGUCAGUAGAAGGCCCCAUUUGCCCACAACACGACAUUUUAUACGGCCGGCUCAUGAAACCGAGGAACGUGAGCGAGGCGUGCAUAAACGCGAACAUCCACGUCCCACUCUACGCGAUGCCCGGCUUCAAAAACUGGCGUCAGAGGCCACUGCCGAUCUUCGUGUUUGUGCACGGGGGCGGAUUCGCUUUCGGCUCGGGCGACACCGACCUACACGGACCCGAGUUUAUGGUUCAACGCGACAUGAUCGUAGUUACAUUUAAUUACAGGAUUAACGUGUUCGGCUAUCUAUCUCUUAACUCUUCGAGUAUACCCGGUAACAAUGGCCUCCGUGAUAUUAUAACCUUUUUGCGUUGGGUCAAAAACAAUGCAAAAUAUUUCGGUGGAGAUCCCGAAAACAUAACACUUGGUGGCCAAAGCGCUGGAGCAGCCAACGUGCAUCUCUUAACACUAUCAAAGGCUGCAGAGGGAUUAUUCAAAAGAGCAAUAUUGAUGAGCGGAACAGCGUUACCCACUUUCUAUUCAGGAUCACCAAUAUACGCACAGUUCGUUGCGAAUUCAUUUCUAACAGUUCUGGGUAUCAACGCAACUGAUCCGGAGGAGAUUCAUGACCAACUAGUUUCAAUGCCCAUCGAACAGAUUAUGCAGGCUAAUCAGAUAGUGCAAGAUCAUAUCGGCAUUACUGCAUUUAUGCCGGUAGUAGAGACAGCAUUCCCUGGGGUUACGACGGUUUUAGACGAGGAUCCUGUUGUGUUAGUUGCAAAUGGUGUCGGAAAAGAUAUACCAUUGUUGGUUGGUUUCACUAGUUCAGAGAGCGAAACAUUCAGACCUAACUUUGAACGUCUCGACAUGCUAGCGCGUGUAAAAGGCAACCCGUUGGCCCUUUUACCCAUCGACUUAAUAUAUAAAUUGCCACUGAAAACAGCUUUGGAAUCUGCGGACAGGAUAGAAAAGAGAUAUCUCAACGGUCAACCCACAAUGGAUAAAUACGUACAACUCACUUCAGAUGUGUAUUUCAAAUACCCCGCAUUACAACUAGCUAAAUUGAGAAUGUCCAUGAUAGACGCGGCGCCUAUGUAUCUCUACCAGUUUUCGUAUGAAGCAGAGUUCAAUGUUAUUGCAAAGUCCAAAGGCAUAAAGUACAGUGGUGCAGGCCAUAUUGAAGAUUUGACGUUUAUUUUUAAAACGAACUCAAUGCAGGACGUCAAGGGUUAUCUGCCUCGGAGUUCUGUAGACACCACUAUGACUAUUUGGAUGACGAUGCUUGUCCAAAACUUUAUAAAUUGCGAUAAGCCAACAUGCACACCGUUGCAUAUAUCCGCGUGGCCACCAGUAAGCAGCAGUCCAACUAUUUACUACCAAAAUAUUAAGGGGCCAUACAUAAAAUACCAAAAAAUCAGUGAAGAGUUAAGUGAAGUUGUGGAGUUCUUUGAAGGACUCUACAAUCAAACGAGAACUUAG
Molecule: messenger RNA, 1719 nt
Organism: Leptosia nina
Lineage: Eukaryota; Metazoa; Arthropoda; Insecta; Lepidoptera; Pieridae
Source: the annotation of a GenBank genome assembly